Penaeus monodon (black tiger shrimp) is the source of this 1302-nucleotide messenger RNA. RefSeq names its product ficolin-2-like. The record is from RefSeq and is a predicted model, not a curated record. The transcript is spliced from 9 exons. The coding region runs from base 78 to 941 and encodes 287 amino acids. NCBI's taxonomy places the organism in Eukaryota, Metazoa, Arthropoda, Malacostraca, Decapoda, Penaeidae.
UAUUUUCGUUUAGCACCAACGUUAUCGUGUCGUUCAGAUAAAUUUCCUACGUUGAGGUUCGCAACAUCGAGGGCGUGAUGAGGAUUCUGUGGGCGUGCGUGUUUGCGGUCGUUGCUCUGUUCGCUGCUGGGUCGGACCAGGAAACAGUGGCAGAGGAACCUAGCGAGAGCAAGGCAGCCGGAUUUGCUGAGGGAGAAAUCAGAUCGCCGAAUGGACAAGAGAACAAUGAAGCACCAUUUCGACUAAAACCCGUCGACUGCGCGGAUCACUUGCUGAUGGGGAGCACGACCAGCGGAGUCUACGAGAUCUACCCCUUUUCGUGCUCAUGCAGCGAGCCCGUGAGGGUGUGGUGUGACAUGGAGACCGACGGCGGCGGAUGGACCGUCUUCAUGGCCAGGCAGAGGCAGACGCCCCAGGUGAACUUCAACCGGUCCUGGACGGAGUAUAGGACAGGCUUCGGCGACGCUGAAGGAGAGUUCUGGCUCGGGAACGAAAUGCUGCACAGGAUUACCUCGAGCAGAACGUAUUCUCUCCGUGUGGACUUCACUCUCACGAGACAGGGUCAGCAGUUUGCCGAGUGGGAAGAGUUCAGGCUUGACGAUGAGAGGAACAAAUACAAAAUUAAUCUAAAGGAAUAUUUACCAUGGAGUACAGCACAUACUAACUGUCUGACUUACAUGAAUAACCGGUAUUUUACUACAUACGACCGUGACUACGAUUUUCACGUAGGUAACUGCGCUGCCACAAUCGGCGGUGGUUGGUGGGUCAACAACUGUCGCUUCAUGCACUUAACUGGCGUCUACGAACAAGGCCUGAACACCAGCUGUACCGGCACCCGCGUUCAAAUCUCCCGCGCGCAGAUGAAGAUCCGACCCACCAUCUGCACCGAAGCUCUCAGGAGGAUUUCGCUCGAUAAUCGCCAAUGCGGGACGUGUGUGUAGGCUUUAGUUCGGUGCCGUAUGUCAUAGAAAUGGGGUUCUUCGAGUUUGAUCUGCCAAUUUUGAGUUCAGGGCGGUUUUGGCAUCUUUAGGUAUCGAAUGGUGAGAAAAUCAACCCUCUAAGUCUCGUUUUGGGGCAAAUCCAAAAUGGCCGCCAUCCCAGUAGGAAUCUCCACAACUCUUUGGUCAAUACUGAUAAUCUAGGUGUCUUUUAUAGAGCUGUCGAUGAUGCUGAGUUGAUUGGAACAUUUCCAAGGCAAUUCGAAAUCAAAGUCACCUGAUUCGAUCAAGAUCAAGGUCAAUUUGAGUCCUGAAUUGACUCUAAUUUGUAAUAUGGAUUAUGCUUCUUGAUGAAAAAAAUCCA